AUGCAUUUCAUGUCUACUAUUACGUUCUUUACCUCGGCCGCCGCUGCCUUCGGCUUAAAAGGCUGGAGAAAGCCUAAUAUCGACUCUCUCAAAAUCUCUGAAGCUCAGGAAGUCUGCGGACCGGACACAUCUGUCCGAUGUUGCAACAAGGGCAAUAAUCCAAACAACAAUAACAACAACAACAACAACAACAACGGCGGAUUGUUCGGUCUUACCUUUGCCAAUGACUUGAACCUAUUCAACAGUUGCAUCGAUCUGAGUUUGGAUAUUGUUGGAAUUCUUGAUGGCACCCUUGGAAGGAAGUGCAGUGGGAAUGUUGUCUGCUGCCGGAACUUCCCCUUUGCUGAUAUUACGGGCCCCAUCAACGACGGCCGACCCUGUAUCGCUUUAAGCAACCUCCUUUAG
Fusarium coffeatum is the source of this 405-nucleotide messenger RNA. RefSeq lists its product as uncharacterized. The transcript has 2 exons. NCBI's taxonomy places the organism in Eukaryota, Fungi, Ascomycota, Sordariomycetes, Hypocreales, Nectriaceae. Gene Ontology annotation, molecular function: structural constituent of cell wall. The coding region runs from base 1 to 405 and encodes 134 amino acids. The record is from RefSeq and is a predicted model, not a curated record. Gene Ontology annotation, cellular component: fungal-type cell wall.